AUGCAUUUUUCGAACGAUUCAAUUCUAUCUGCAAAUAAAUCACCGUCAUCAUGGAUGCCUCCAACACAAAGUGCGCAUAUUUUUGGUGCAAUAUUUAUUGGAUGUGGUGUAGCAGCGCUAAUUUUCAAUGCUGCCAUCAUGAUAACACUUUGUCAUUUAAGGAGAAAUAUACUAUCACGUGUUUUUUAUUUACUUAUCUUUAAUUUUGCUAUCAUUGACCUUCUUAAAAGUACAUGCUCAAUAAUAUGGGCAUUAAAAAUGUUACCCGCGGGUAUUAGUACUUCCAUGUAUUUUAUGAAGGCUGAUCAAUUUGCGUUGAUGAUUUUACGUUUCGCAAAUUUGGCAACAAUUUUGAAUUUGUUAAUACUUACACUUAAUGAAUAUGUUUAUAUUAUUUAUCCAUUUCAUUAUCGCCGUCUUGUUACUAAUACAAGAGUUACACUAUUAAUUGUAACUUGUUGGAUAAUAGCAUGGGGAUUAACAUUAUCCAUUUUAUUUUUUGGUUCACGAAAGCAAUCGAUUUAUAUUAAACCGGAUUGCUUAAUGAAACGAAAACAUUUCAGUCAGCAUGUAAAUAACGAAGCAAUUACAACUACAAUAACAACUAUAGCAAUAACAACAACAACAAUAACAACAACAACAAAAGCAACAACAACAGCAGUAACAGACAAUAUUUCGUAUUCACUACGUUUACCAUCCUCUUGCUUUAUACGCAAUAGUCAGAUAUCAAAUAAUACCGAAUUUGUUUAUAAUAUCUUUGUUAUUGUAUUUUGUUUUGUAUGUCUAAUUAUAUCAGUUGCAUGCUAUGGUGGAUUAAUUCGUGUCAUUUCAAAAAUUGUCAAAAAUGAUACAUCGAUAGCGAUUGACAAUGAUUGUCAAGCUAAUGAUAGUUUAAAUGGUGAAUUCAAUCGAACAAGAAAGCGUUUAUUAAAAAGGAACAAAUAUGUAAUCGUAAUUGGCAGUGUAUUGGCUAUAUAUACUGUUUAUCUUAUUUCAUAUUCAGCUAUUAAAUUUCUAUUUGUUAGUAGGCUAAAAAGUUCACGUUUGGGCAUUUCAUUCACUGCUAUGUAUUACGUACGAUGGGGUUUUCAAACGUUAAUGUGUUUAAAUACGCUCUUGCAACCACUUUGUUAUUUUAGGAUGCAGGAAUUUCGAAGCACUUUCAAAACCGUCAUAUUUCGUCGUAAACAAAGCAAAUCACUGAUAGCUGAAACGACCUGUUUAUCCACUACAGAAAGUCGACGACGAAUCGUUUUGGGAAACAGUAAUAGAAAUGAUAAAAAUGAAAGAGAACAAAUAACUUAG
Messenger RNA from Brugia pahangi, 1305 nucleotides. Lineage: Eukaryota; Metazoa; Nematoda; Chromadorea; Rhabditida; Onchocercidae. The record is from the annotation of a GenBank genome assembly.